AUGAUUGCUGCUGGUUAUGACACUGAACAUUGGUUUCGCGAGAGAAAUGAUAAACUCUGGCCUGGUCAAGACUUUGGUCUUGAAAUCGAUGAAAUUCUUCAUCAUCAACGAUCAAAGUAUCAAGAUGUUCUUGUCUUCAAAAGUAAAACUUACGGCAAUGUGCUCGUGCUAGAUAAUUGUAUUCAAUGCACUGAACGUGAUGAGUUUGUCUAUCAAGAAAUGGCUGCCUUUCUACCUUUACUUGCACAUCCAUGUCCGAAGCGGGUUCUAAUUAUCGGUGGAGGUGAUGGUGGUGUUCUUCGUGAAGUUGUCAAACAUCCACAAGUCGAAGAAGUUGUUCUUUGUGAAAUCGAUCAGGUAGUUUUGAGAAAAUAUAUUUGA
Molecule: messenger RNA, 381 nt
Organism: Rotaria sp. Silwood2
Lineage: Eukaryota; Metazoa; Rotifera; Eurotatoria; Philodinida; Philodinidae
Source: the annotation of a GenBank genome assembly